This is a messenger RNA of Histoplasma mississippiense, 846 nucleotides long. RefSeq lists its product with no specific name. The record is from RefSeq and is a predicted model, not a curated record. NCBI's taxonomy places the organism in Eukaryota, Fungi, Ascomycota, Eurotiomycetes, Onygenales, Ajellomycetaceae. The transcript has 2 exons. Bases 1 to 846 code for a protein of 281 amino acids.
AUGGGCCAGCCGCCCUUGAGAAUACUUCAACUCUACCAUUUUGUCCCACAAUCCGCCCGUCUCUUUCUCUAUCGCCUUCUCCUACCAAUUGGUACAUACCUCUACGGUACCGGGACUUACGGUGUGCUUAAUGUUCAACGGCUACCCUUCAAUCUAUACCUCAAACGGGCCCCGUCUCAGCGUCUCGUGAACGAAGCGCGUGCACUUGAAUUGGUUGCAAAACACACAACAUUAAAUGCACCUCGGGUUCUUGAUUUUAUCGAGUUACCAGCAGCAGAAGAGUGUUGGAUGUUGACCACUCGCAUCGAGGGUGACAUUGCGGGAAAAUGCCUCACGUUGAUGGAUGCUGAACAACUAGAGCAGUUCAGCAUUGAUUUUAGGGAUUAUGUGGAGCAAAUUCGAUCUAUCCCAAAUCCCUAUUCCCAUCUUAUCUGCAGCCCACUUGGUGGAGAGUGUCGCGAUUGUCGAAUUGACCAUGACAAUGGCGGGAACGGACCCUAUGACAAAAUUGAGGAUCUGAACAAGCGUCUCAUGAGCAUCUCUAGCCCGAUUCCAGAAGACGCUGAUAGAGCUCUGGUUGCAGAGGUACAUUCCCGGCCAUACCGUGUUUUCUUCACGCAUGCGGAUCUCAAGCCAGGAAACGUGCUGGUACAUAGUGGUAGAUUAUCUGGGUUUGUUGAUUGGGAAUUUGCAGGUUGGUAUCCUGAGUAUUGGGAGUACAGCAAGGCGUGCUAUGUUGUGUACAGAUGGCAGCUUUGGUUGGAAACGAUGAAAAAGGCGUUCCCUGAAUACACUGAUGAAUGGAGAGCUGAACGGGUACUCCAAGCCCAUACCUGUCCCCUCUGA